AUGACGGUCCUCGCGCUCUGCGUCGUGGUUGGGCACAGGGGCAUCAUAGUCGCGAUCGUACUCAGCACGGCGGCGGAGCUCAUUCUCGUCAUGCUCGUUGUGGUGAUUAUUGAGAUUUUAGCGCUCUUCUUAAUUGAAGACCUUCGUUUCAACAACAUGUGUAUUGAUUUGAUUGAAAUGGAAUUGAUAGUGCGUGUUGUGGUGAUGCUUGCUCUAAGCUACAUGGUCGGGCCGUGCAACUGCACUGGACUAUGCUCUCCAGCGACGUACGAGUUUCGCCUGAGCAAAGAUGGCGCCUUCCACUUCCCCGUGUUCCACAGGAAGCACCCCUGCCUAGACGACCCAUCGCCGGUUCAUGCAGCAAGCGUAUCGGACGCUGGCACCGUCGUCGGGAACGACGAGAUCCACAAGGGCAAAUACUUCAUGGCCAUCAGCCUCGGCACCCCUUCCGUCUUCAACCUCGUGACCAUCGACACCGGCUCCACCCUCUCCUGGGUCAACUGCGAGAGAUGUGAGAUAAGAUGCCACGGUAAGGCAGACGAAGCAGGCCCAAGGUUCGACCCUCACAGCUCCGCCACGUACCGGCAGAUCGGCUGCUCCGACGAGGACUGCGUCGACAUCCACCAAGACAACGGCAUCCCUUACGGCUGCAUCGACGAGACCGACACCUGCCUCUACAGCGUACGCUACGGGUCGCAGUACUCGGCGGGGAAGCUCGGCAGGGACCGGCUCGCUCUAGGCGACAACCUCACCGUCGUCGACGACUUCGUCUUCGGCUGCAGCGAGGACGACAGGUUCUACGGCAAGGAGGCUGGCGUCAUCGGCUUCGGCAACAAGAGCUACUCCUUCUUCAACCAGAUGGCCCGGCAGACGAGCUACGUCGCCUUCGCCUACUGCUUUCCCAGCGACCACCAAGCCGAGGGGUUCCUCAUCGUCGGGCCCUACCCCCAGAGGCUGGAGCUCGUCACCCCAUUGAUCAGGGGAUACGGGCGCAGAUGGUACGUGUACUCGCUCCUGCUGCUGGACAUGAAGGUCGACGGGAAGCGCCUCGAGGUCGAUCCCACUGUCGACACGCGCCAGAUCAUGGUCGUCGAUUCUGGCACCGACGACACCUUCGUUUCAUCGGUAGUUUUCUACGCCCUCGCCGAGGCGGUGACGUCGGCGAUGGGAGAUAAGGGGUACUACCGUGAGUACGGCAGUGAGAAGGUCUGCUUCAAGCCUGCCGGCGGCGAGCCGGUGAACUGGAGAGGCUUGCCGGCGGUGGAGAUGCAGUUCCUGAGGGCGGCCCUGAAACUGCCGCCGGAGAACGUGUUCCAUCAGCAGUCUGCUGAUCGGAUAUGCUUGGCGUUCCAACCUGAUACCUCUGGCGUGCGAGAUGUUCGGAUUCUUGGGAAUAGGGCGCUGAGAUCGUUCAGGGUUGUGUAUGAUCUGCAGAAGAUGACAUUUGGCUUCCAGGCACGGGCUUGCUGA
This is a messenger RNA of Setaria italica (foxtail millet), 1470 nucleotides long. RefSeq names its product aspartic proteinase CDR1. Gene Ontology annotation, biological process: proteolysis. The transcript is spliced from 3 exons. The coding region runs from base 1 to 1470 and encodes 489 amino acids. Gene Ontology annotation, molecular function: aspartic-type endopeptidase activity. The record is from RefSeq and is a predicted model, not a curated record. Lineage: Eukaryota; Viridiplantae; Streptophyta; Magnoliopsida; Poales; Poaceae.